This is a messenger RNA of Exophiala xenobiotica, 1492 nucleotides long. RefSeq lists its product as uncharacterized. The transcript has 3 exons. The record is from RefSeq and is a predicted model, not a curated record. Bases 103 to 1434 code for a protein of 443 amino acids. Lineage: Eukaryota; Fungi; Ascomycota; Eurotiomycetes; Chaetothyriales; Herpotrichiellaceae.
CAUCACGAGUUGUUCUCCGAAAUAACAAAACCCGUAUCGAGGGAAGCCAAGUGUUGUACACCUGUCGUUUGAACAUGCUAUACUGGUCGCUCGGCGCUGAACAUGCAACGUAGGACGCAUUUUCACGGCAAAGAGACGAAUGCAACGAAUACCGCACCUCAAUUACUCAAACUUCCGCUCGAAAUUCGUCGACACAUCUAUCUUCUUAUGCUGAAUUUCAGCUCCCAUGACCACUCGAGUCUGAUGUGCGUCUGUAACCAGAUAUGCACGGAAGCCAGGGAAUCUUUUUUCCACCGACCUCUUGUUUGUCGAUCGCCGAAUGAUCUUGUCACGUUUGUGGAGAGCCGUCAGAGAAAGACACUGGACAGUAUCACCAGUUUGCAGCUAAGAUUGGAGGAGGUUGAAGCAGAUGUAAUGCAGCCAUAUCUUACCAAAAUAGUGAUGGGUACGCCGAUGCCAGCAGAUCAACACCCAUAUCUCGUGGAAAUCGACCGGAUUACGCGCGCACUGGCUAAGCUACCCAGUGUCACCCGAUUAGCGGUACUAAGACCGUCCGAUGCGAACAAGACAAUUCCUGCAAGUAUCGUCGUUACUGGCGUGCUCAAAUGGGCAGCACAACAUUACACCAAGCUCCAACAUCUGAGAGUCGAGAUCGAAUCCUGUCGACUUGAUUCUCUGAGCGGCUUUCGAGAGUUACGGUCGCUUCGUAUGCCAGGCUGCUCCGAGAGCGGUAGCGUUAGGAUCGCAGAUGUCCUCAGCAAACUUGGCUAUCUCGAGGAGCUGGAUAUUUGUGGUCCGUCACCAGGCCUGCAAUUACGACAAAAGCAUGCAGCAUACCAAAGCAAGAUCGUCCAAUCGGCCACGCAUCGACUUUUCGAGCAAGUCAAACCGCUCAAGCGACUGAGGCUCAGCGAGGUGAUUGAUUCGAACGGUAAAGCAAGCGCGUUGCUGACGCCCAAAACGGUGAAAGCUUUGUAUGAGAUCCACAAGGACAGUCUCCGGGUGCUCCAUAUCUCCGCCAAUGAUCCGCCUUCAGAGGCCUUUGUUGCCUACAUUUCAGCCUUUCUGAUCGCUGCCCCAGAUCUACAAGAGCUGCGUAUAGCGUGGCCGAAGAUGGAAGUCUCAUUCCUAGACUGUCUACCGAACUCAGUCCGACAGCUGGAAAUGGCCACAGCUUCGCACGAGAAGGCGCAAGCAAUCGUCGACCGGUUGGCUGCGAUGAAAUACCGCCUACAACGUCUUCAAAAACUCAAAUUCAGUAUCAUCAAUCAACCUGCAGAAAUUCAAGCCUCAGGAGACAAGCAAGAUGCAAUAAGCUUUAGCCUUCCCAUCCAAACAUUGGCAUCUCCCCUAAACUCACCCUGGCCUAUCAUUUGGGAUGUCUGGCAGCCACUAUUGCCCGACUGUAUCCGCCCCGAUUCAACUUUAGUAUGAGAAUUGUUUUCUCCCGAUCGAUGGUCGCUGCGAUCGCCUUCGUGGCUUGCUGGUCAUA